ACCUUGGAAGUAUAGACCAAUCACAGCGCAAGACGUCUUUUUCAGGCAACAUUGAAGAUGACGUCAUGACUGUGCGACAUGCCAUAGAUGCAAACGCUUACAUAGCUUUUGACAGAGUUAUGAGUUAUAAAUAUGGAGGUGGAGGCGGUGGAAGCAGAAGCAGAAAAGGUAGUGGUCGUAGAGGCUAUCGAGAUGGCAGCAGAGAAAGAGCCGACAGAGGACGCGGGUCCGGUGGGAGCUCUAACAGCGUUGACGAGGACCAAGCUGGUGGCCGCCAUCCAUCACACCUGAAGGGUCGUGAGAUUGGCUUGUGGUACGCAAGAUACGGAGCCGUGAGGAAGAAAAAUGCUGAUCGGAGAUCGCGAGCAGUGGUCCAGAUGGAUGCGGCCAGGGAGCAGAACAUUAUCAAGCUGCUUGAUUCCGUCCAGAAUGACCAGUCUGGUGCAGCGAGACCAACGAGAGAAGCAAGAGCCUCAGCGUCCAGCAGCUGGCGUGCGUCGUCCAAUAAAAGUGGUCAUUGCUACUUUGAUGGAGACAUGCCUGAAGAGGAGGAACAGAAGACUGACAUCAAAUCUGAGGAGGAAGACUCCAUCACUCAGACAGUUAAAGAUGAGCCCCCUGACACAUGGGAUGAUGAUGAUGAUGAGCAGGAGCAGCAGAAGCUGGAGGAAGAAGAGGAGGAAAAAUGGAAACCUAAGCAAAAAGACAAAGAUCUAGAGUUCUUACUUCAGGAAACAGCCAGAGACCGUUCACUGGAUGAGUCGUUGCAAAGAGAUCUGCAGAGUAAGAAAUCACACCCCAAGUACAAGGAGAUGCUGACAUUCAGAGAGAAAUUGCCAUCCUAUGGGAAGAAAGAGGAGCUGGUGAAGCUCAUCAACUCCAACCAAGUCCUGGUUGUGAGUGGGGAAACUGGCUGUGGCAAGACCACCCAGGUGACCCAGUUCAUUCUGGAUGACCACAUCAAGCGUGGCAUGGGCUCAAUGUGCCGGGUGGUUUGCACGCAGCCACGUCGCAUCAGCGCCAUCUCGGUAGCAGAGCGUGUGGCGGCAGAGAGAGCAGAAAUUGUUGGCAAUGGAAAUUCGUGUGGGUACCAAAUACGCUUGCAAAGCCAGUUACCACGGAGACAAGGGUCGAUCCUGUACUGCACCACAGGCAUUAUCCUUCAGUGGCUUCACUCAGACCCGCACUUAUCCAGUGUCAGCCACUUGGUUUUGGAUGAGAUUCACGAGAGAAGUCUGCACUCUGAUGUUUUGCUCACCAUUGUCAAGGACCUGCUCAACAUCCGAGAUGACAUCAAGAUCAUCCUCAUGAGUGCCACGCUCAAUGCAGAGAAAUUCUCCAAAUAUUUUGACAACUGCCCUAUGAUCCACAUCCCGGGUUUCACGUUCCCAGUAGAAGAGUUCCUCCUCGAGGACGUUGUGGAGAUGAUCAGAUAUUGUCCAAAGACUCAGCCUCGUCGCCCCGUAUGGAAAAGAGGCUUCUGGCAGGGGCGCCAUUCCAGACCCGAGAAGGAGGAGAAGGAGGCGGAAUACAAGGAGAGCUGGCCUUCCUAUGCUCGCACGCUGCAGGCCAGAUACUCUGACAGCACCAUUGCUACUCUUGAAAUGCUGGACAGUGACGACAAAAUUGACUUGGAGCUCAUCUUGGCACUUAUCCGAUAUAUUGUGUGGAACGAGGAGGAAGGAGCCAUCUUGGUCUUCCUGCCCGGCUGGGAUAACAUCAGCAGCCUCAAUGACCUGCUGAUGGCGCAGCAGAUGUUCCGAUCAGACCGCUUUGUUAUCAUCCCGCUGCACUCGCUCAUGCCGACGGUUAAUCAGACGCAGGUGUUCAAAAGGCCUCCUCCCGGCGUCCGAAAGAUUGUGAUUGCUACCAAUAUAGCGGAAACAAGCAUCACCAUAGAUGAUGUUGUUUAUGUCAUCGAUGGAGGGAAGAUUAAGGAAACUAACUUUGACGCCAACAACAACAUCAGCACCAUGACAGCUGAGUGGGUGAGCCUGGCCAACGCAAAGCAGAGGAAAGGACGUGCUGGCCGAGUGUGUCCAGGGAAGUGCUAUCAUCUCUACAACGGUCUCAGAGCCAGCCUGCUGGAUGCCUACCAAUUACCCGAAAUCAUGAGGACGCCACUGGAGGAACUGUGCCUGCAAAUUAAGAUACUGAAGCUGGGCGGCAUAGCUCACUUCCUGCAGAAAGCUCUCGACCCUCCCUCUGAAAAGGCUGUGAACUUGGCCAUCAAGAACCUCAAAGAAUUGAACACCUUGGAUCAUUCCGAGAAUCUGACAGCGCUAGGGUUCCACCUGGCUCGCCUGCCCGUAGAGCCUCACAUCGGAAAGCUCAUUCUGUUUGGAGCUCUGCUGGGCUGCCUGGACCCGGUGCUCACCAUCGCCGCUUCCCUCAGCUUCAAAGACCCUUUCUUCAUACCCCUGGGCAAAGAGAAGAUAGCAGACAUGAGGAGGAAGACCUUGUCCAGAAACUCCAAGAGCGACCACCUCACUGUGGUCUAUGCCUUUCAGGGCUGGGAGGAUGCUAAAUACCGUGGCGCACGCUGCGAGAAGGACUACUGCUGGGACAACUUCCUGUGUGCCAAAACACUGAAGAUGCUACACAACAUGAAGGGCCAGUUUGCUGAGCAUCUCAUGCAUGCAGGCUUUGUCAGCAGCAGGGACCCCAAAGACCCCAAAUCAAACGUCAACUCAGAUAAUGAAAAGCUCAUCAAGGCUGUGAUUGUCGCCGGUCUGUAUCCUAAGGUGGCCAUGAUCCGACCAUCCUUACAGAAAAAGAGGCCUGGGGUAAAAGUGUACACGCAGGCUGAUGGAAAAGUGUGCAUCCACCCCAAGUCUGUUAAUUACGAGGAGACCAAGUUCAACUACACGUGGCUCAUCUAUCACCUCAAGAUGAGAACCAGCAGCAUCUUCCUGUACGACUGCACCGAGGUGUCCCCCUUCUCCCUGCUUUUCUUCGGAGGCGACAUCACUAUCCAGAGGGAUGAGGACCAGGACACCAUCGCGGUGGACCAGUGGAUCGUCUUCAGGUCACCGGCGCGCAUCGCUCACCUGGUCAAGAGUCUCAAAAGGGAGCUGGAUUCCCUGCUGGAGGGCAAGAUAAGGAACCCGGCUCCCGUGGACUGGCAGAACCGCCAGUCCAAAGACUGUGCUGUCAUCACGGCCAUCAUAGACCUCAUCACCACGCAGGAAACCACCACAGCGGCGGGCGCCGCCGGAGCCGACAACAGUACAUGGACGCCCAGAGGACAACAUAUUUAUUUCAGUGAUGACGAUGACGAUCAGAGGACUCAUGCUGGGGACACGACUUGAUAGAAAGAACCACAGGUUAGUUGACCUUCCUGUCACUUGGCCCUUUAUUGCAACUUAGACUUCAGAGCACCUUAUAAUAAAUAAAAAAAAGUCAGUACAAAGCCAGCAUGGGUAUACUUUAGAGUAGUCAGUGUACAGCUUGUAUAACAGUAUGGAUGCAUCGCCCACUGAAAAGGAGUCGACAAGCAGCCAUUAUUGUCCAAAUAAACACAUUGUCCUUUUCAUGUUUCAGUACUGUUGUAUCGUCCCUGGACAACAUACAUAGUAAUAACAUUGCUGAAAUCCGCCAGAUGAGCUCAGAGGGAGGCUGAUAUCAUUGCAGCACCUCAGCAGCCAUAACCAGUGACAUUAUUUGUUGAGAUGAAAUACAUGAUGGAAAGCCAUAUUUCUUAGCUCGCUUUUGAGUGUUAAGUUGCUGUGUGAAGAGUUAUCUGUAUGACGACCAUGAGUUAUAUAUUGAGCGCCAAAGAGGACUGAUUUCCAAUUGGCUGACAAGCUCGUUGUGAGUUCCCUUUCAGCUCAUGAUUAGCUCCUGCCAAAAAAUGACCUGACUCGGGAGCAUCACAGUAUUUAAAGGAUUAGUAGAAGUUCUAAAGUUAAGGAGAUGUCUGAGAUUAGAACAUCGCCAUGCAGUGUUCAAAGUUUACGAAAAAAGCAGCGGCUUAUACACAGAAAUUACGUGACAUGAAAUAAAAUGGUGGUUUACCUGCUACAAAAAAAACUUACCUGUUGCUGACCUCUGACCCGGCAUUUUUAUUUAUUUAUUUUAGCCAAGGUGGUAUCCCCAAGAUAAAGGAAAUGCUAGCAACACACACAAUAUCUAGUCGCUAAAGUGCUAACUCUCAAUAUGUGAUAUGCAAAGCUAGUAUCUAGAAAGAUGCUAAGUUCGGAAAGUGCAGAUCUACGUAUUGUCAUUUUGCAUUAUGCUAUGUCAGUAUAUGCUAACAGUUAGCAUGCUAACACCCAAGAGCAGGAUAGCACAAUGUCAGUUAAAUACAGGCCUAAAAACGUAUACUUCUCCCACUACCGAUCCAUGGAAAACUUGAGGGAAUGAUGAAAUAAUUUGCAUCCUAAUUUCCGACUUUGAAAAUUGUUUUGGGAAGUCUGCCCAGUAUUCACAUUCCUUAAGUGGAACAUGAACCCAUUUCUUUUUGGUGUAAAUGCCUUUUCCAUGUCAUGUUUUUUCAAUGAGUGUUUAUUCCCACUUUGUAUAACCGUCCUUGAAGGCAUCACUGCUAUACAUCAUGUUCAGUCCCAUAAUGAUGAGUCAUAUUCAUAACUGUUUAUUUGAUGUGUUUGGACUAUACAGUCACUCAUACAAGAACUGCUCCUCAUGCUCAUGUGUGUUUUUAACAAGCAGGUUUCAGGACAUCGAUGAGCAUUUAGAAAACACUUUACAUAUUUACACGGUACGCUAGUGCUUCACGACGUAUUUCAAUUCGUUCAUCGGAAGGACAAUUGGACAAAGCCGUGCCUCCUCGAGGGUCCUUGCCCACCCCCGCCGCUUCCCUCAACAGUAGCGGCCGUGUCGUCAGAGCCGUGGGCGUGUGACAGAUGGUCCCGUCGCUGCUCUCAGACCUGGCCAUUCAUUUCCUCACGGCGGGGGAUGAAAAGCAUGACUCAAGGCUAAAAGAAAGCCAAGGUCCACCUCACACAAGUUCAGGCAAGCUUCAUGGCGCUGCAGCGUGGAAAUGUCCAAAGAAUACACAUUAGUGUGUCACCUGACAGCACAUUUUCUUCCCUUCUGCUCCGGCUGGUAGACAUCAUGAAUAUUCCAUUUCUGAGUAAAAAAACAAAAGUGCCUUAAGACUGAGUCAUUUUAGACCAACAACUUCUGCCUCGUCAUGGGAGUGUAACUGUGUGAAGACACCCUGGAAGAAGGAGAAAGCUGGUGCACCAGCAGACCUUCACAUGAACAAUCAUGAAGUCCCUGAAGGCAUCGCAGCAUAGGAAACGGACGUCACACGUUGGUCUCCAGUCCUUGCAGGCGGUCCAUCCUCUGCAUGUUGCGCUCGAUGGUGGCCCGGCACGUGAUGGGCUGGGCGCACUCGGCCAGGAACCAGCCUUUCUCACCAUCACGCAGCCGCUCGCCCUCGAACCAACCUGAGCACGGGUCGACCAAAUCACG
Doryrhamphus excisus (bluestripe pipefish) is the source of this 5439-nucleotide messenger RNA. It is a transcript of the gene dhx36, whose product is annotated as DEAH (Asp-Glu-Ala-His) box polypeptide 36. Gene Ontology annotation, cellular component: cytoplasm; nucleus; intracellular anatomical structure. Lineage: Eukaryota; Metazoa; Chordata; Actinopteri; Syngnathiformes; Syngnathidae. The record is from RefSeq and is a predicted model, not a curated record. Gene Ontology annotation, molecular function: DNA helicase activity; ATP binding; RNA helicase activity.